CUAAAUUCUUUAUCAAUUUCGGACGAAGCAAUCAGCAUUGAAUACGGAAAUGUCACAGUUUAUGAAAGGAAUAAUCACAGGCACAUUCACAACACUUGCAGCAAUUGGCUCUUAUAGAAUUUUAUUUGAAAAUGAUAACCAAGAAAGUUUAUCAUCACAGACCAGGGCAAGUGAGACUAUUCUCAAGUAUGGCAUACCAGAUCGCGGGCCAGAUAUAAGGGUUUAUGAUAAUCACAUCUUAUCAUAUGAUCAGGCCAAGAAAACACCUGUUUGGGUUGCUGAGUAUAUCACCAAGAGAAAUAUCAAUGGACCAGCAGACAGAAGAAAAAUCAAAUUUAAAUCUGAUCCAAAUGUUCAAACUGAGUUCAGUGCUGAAAACUCUGAUUACCUAGGAAGUGGAUGGUCUAGGGGUCAUAUGGCCCCAGCUGGGGAUAAUAAACACAGUCAGGAAGCAAUGAAGCAGUCAUUUUAUUUAUCAAAUGUUUUACCUCAAAACUUGGAAAAUAAUGGAGGAUUCUGGAAUAGACUUGAAAUGUACUGCAGGGAUCUAACAAAGAAAUAUAAGGGUGUCAGAAUAUUCAGUGGGCCUCUAGUUUUACCAACCACAGAUGAAGAUGGAUUGCAUUAUGUAAAAUAUCCAGUUAUUGGUAAGAAUGAAGUUUCAGUGCCAACACAUUUGUAUAAAGUGAUAAUUAUAGAAAAUGAGAAAUCAGAACCAUUAGGACUUGGUGCUUUUGUUGUUCCAAAUCAGCCAAUAGGGUUUGAGCAUAGCUUGAAAGAUUUCCAAGUUGAUUUGAAAAAACUUGAAAGGUCUUCUGGAAUAAUAUUCACACCAAAACUUGACACUGUGAAAAUCCCUGAUUUAUGUCAGAUAGAUUCAUGUGAUUUGAUGAAAAGAGACAAAUUUGAAUUGUAUAUGAUUGGUAGAAAAAUGCAAGGAGCUAGAAGCCUAAAAUAUUUAGAGAAAAUUUGGUUAGAAAUUGAAACCAAAAACUUAACUCCUGAUAGCUAUUUGAUAAAUCUUUACAAUAACAGAAAACUAGAAUUAACAUAUGAUGAAAAAGUUGUAAGAAAUAAAGGUUAAAAAAG
This is a messenger RNA of Mytilus trossulus (common blue mussel), 1089 nucleotides long. Its product is annotated as nuclease EXOG, mitochondrial-like. The transcript has 5 exons. NCBI's taxonomy places the organism in Eukaryota, Metazoa, Mollusca, Bivalvia, Mytilida, Mytilidae. Gene Ontology annotation, biological process: apoptotic DNA fragmentation. The record is from RefSeq and is a predicted model, not a curated record. Gene Ontology annotation, molecular function: nucleic acid binding; single-stranded DNA endonuclease activity; RNA endonuclease activity. Gene Ontology annotation, cellular component: mitochondrial inner membrane; nucleus. Bases 50 to 1084 code for a protein of 344 amino acids.